This is a messenger RNA of Thlaspi arvense, 726 nucleotides long. The record is from the annotation of a GenBank genome assembly. NCBI's taxonomy places the organism in Eukaryota, Viridiplantae, Streptophyta, Magnoliopsida, Brassicales, Brassicaceae.
AUGUCUUCGAUGGCAAGAGAAGAACAAGUAGUCCAACAUUUCACCCAUGUCCAUCCAGUGACGAAGGUUGAAGGGUUUGGCGGGUUCAUAUGCAAUGGCUGCAAAACCUACGGCUUUGGGAAGACGUACCGUUGCAUACCAUGCAACUACGACCUUCACGAGUACUGCGCCACGUGUCCCCCUACCCUCCUCAGCUUUCUGCAUCCAGAACACGAGCUCCGCUUAGUCUUUAAAGGACCAGCGCAGACGCCUCAGGACAGACGUGGCUGCAACAUCUGCCACGAACUAGCCGAGGGGCUCUACUACCAGUGCGAGCCUUGCGGCUUCGAAGUGCAUCCACUUUGCUCACAGCUGCCUCAGCACGUGACCCACGUGCCUCACCCGGAUCAUCCCUUGGAGCUGUCUCAUAUGGGAGCAAGCAACAUGUGCAUGGUCUGCCACGGUGCGAUCCGGUCUUGGCGGUACAAGUGUGGUCCAUGCCGGUUCGAUGUUCACAUGGCAUGUGUUAAUUCGUCUGCGUCAGCAGCGGCAACCAUUCAGCAAACGAGUUCCGGGUCGCAAGCGUAUCUUCAGCCUUGGCAGUAUCACCAACCUUAUCACAAUCAUGCAUGUGGGUGCGGAUACAAUUACGGAAAUACAAAUCAAGGUCAGCAACUUUUGGGUGUGAGUAAAGAACGCAUAAUGUUUAGCAUUGUGAUGACUCUAAUGGGUCUACCUUCGUUCUGA